Molecule: messenger RNA, 1269 nt
Organism: Theileria orientalis strain Shintoku
Lineage: Eukaryota; Apicomplexa; Aconoidasida; Piroplasmida; Theileriidae
Product: 50S ribosomal protein L21
Exons: 5
Coding region: 1-1269 (422 amino acids)
Source: RefSeq, a predicted model, not a curated record
AUGUUCAACAAACUGUCUUCUUUGUUUAAAUAUAAUAUUUCCAAUUCGUAUUUUUGCCUUAAAAAACCUAAUUUAUAUGAAAAUCGCAUACAAACUCUGUUUAAUUUUAAUUUUGGGAGGAAUAUUCACUCCUUAACUUUUUUUAAUACACACAUCCCAAGUUUUUAUAAAAUCAAAUCCUUCCAUACACAUUUGUUCAAUGAUCGUAGAAAUAUAGCUACUCAUAAACCCAGGAGGCAGAUAGGCCACAAAUUUGAGUUCAUAAUUGGCAAGCACAAAAGGGCCAAGGUGAAUCCACCGAGGGUCCCUAUUCAUCCCACAAAAGACGUCGACAAGGACAUGAACCUGUUUGAAACGUACAGAGACCUGAAACUGAGGUGGAAAAGGACCACGCGCUCUAGAAAGAAUAAGGUGAAAAUAGCGCGGAAGUGGCGACAGCCUUACUACUUUAAUCCAACUGGUCAGCCUACCUGUAUGUUUGUUCUUCAUGAGAAUUUACCGAGGACCAGAAAUGAUAAAGUGUUUUACAAGGAGGAUGAAAAGGAAUAUGUGCCCAUGAAAAUUGAACUUGACGAGUCCCAUAACUUUGAUGUGUAUCCCCCUGCGUCAGUCGUCGAGGACGUGAGGAACAUGAAGGUUGAAACCUUUUGCAUUUUCAAAUCUAGUCCCAUACACCAGCACAAGGUAUUUGAUUUCCUUUACUCAUACUCAGGUUACCAAGGGGGACAUUGUUCAGAUAGAGAGGCUGAAAAGGAGGAACGCUGGUACUUUAGUAGCUAUCUCACCGAAAACAGGGGACAAAGUGACUUUUGGAACAGUGUUGCUGGUCGGAUCGAAGCACUGGACGAUAAUAGGGAAACCCACGUAUCUUCACUCCACUUACAAGUCAUUUCAGGGUGCCUUACGCCAAGGUGGAGGCUACAGUUGAGCAACAGGUACUUUUGUCAGCACCUUCCUUACACACCUUUUCAAGACACUCUUCAAGUACAGGAAAUCGAGAAGAAUAUCCAGAUUUUUAAGGUUUGUAUCCCACUUUCUAAGCUAUUCAGGGUCCGACACUGGGUGACCGUUCUGAGGAUCGACAACAUAGUCGUGGACCCAUCAAUGGAGAUCAACACUGAACACAAAGCAUCGCGCCUUCUUGACCUCUGGUCUAAUAGGUGGCUCUACACUGAGGAGUUGGAAGGACUGAAUAACACUCGUGAUAUUUCUCAGGGUACUCCAUAUUACACCAGAUACCUAUUUCCAUCUUAUCUAAUUGCUCUUUAA